GCUUUUUACACCUUUUACAGAUUUGCAUAAGACUUGCUCUCUACAUUCAUUACAUUGGGUAUCCCUUACAUUAAAUAAUUGUCUGAGGCCUACAUGUCUUUAAAGUGUUCUUGGGGGGGCGGAUUAGGGGCUGAUGUACGGAUGUGAAUAAUACUUCACUAAACAUCAGUCUCUCGUGACAGAUUUCAUUUUGGGGACAGAUUAAACAUUGGAUUGUGUGGGUGCCUUUUUUAGCAUGUGUUUGUGUCUCUGACUCGCAGCCCAAUUCUGAUCUUUUGCCCAGUUUUUGAAAAAAAACGCUUAUCUGAUUAGUCAAAAGACCAAUUAGUGGAAAAAGAUCAGAAUUGGGCUGCCUGUGUAAACACAGCCUCAGUAUCACAUGACAUGAGACUCCCUUGACAAGAAGUUUAAACAUGAAUUCCUGGUUCCUUGGAAUCAUAAUAUAAUAUAAUAUAAUAUGCCAUAUCAUAUGUUCCAUGUAGCCUAACAAUGGGGCAGAAGUAGAAUAUUCUGCGCCUGGUCCCACAGAGAUACCAAAAAGUAGCCUAUAAAGAUGAUUGUCGCACUAUAAUGCCACUAGAAAACCAGUUAUGACACAUUUGGGACACAUUAUUACCUGAUCGUGCAGUAGGCCUGUGUGACAUCACAAAGCAACUAAUGUCACAGUAACUAUGGCAAUUUUGAUUUGUGUCAUAACAUCCUAAACUUCAACCUGGGUCACACAGCAUUAGCUGGGUCAUACAGUGUCAGCUUGUUGAAAAACGGAUUGUUGGUGGAGCUGCUACUAGUAGCAGUCACAGUCUGAUAGAGGGAGAAGCUGUAACUGGAUCUCUGUUGAGUCACAGUCUGAUAGAGGGAGAAGCUGUAACUGGAUCUCUGUUGAGUCACAGUCUGAUAGAGGGAGAAGCUGUAACUGGAUCUCUGUUGAGUCACAGUCUGAUAGAGGGAGAAGCUGUAACUGGAUCUCUGUUGAGUCACAGUCUGAUAGAGGGAGAAGCUGGAACUGGAUCUCUGUUGAGUCACAGUCUGAUAGAGGGAGAAGCUGGAACUGGAUCUCUGUUGGACAAACAGCAGACGGUGAAGUGCAUACACACAGCACAGGGAAAACAAUGGCCGUAGGAAAAAAACACUUCCAAAGUUGGUGACAUAUCCCGCAAUGAUGCAUCAUGCAGGACAGAGGAGAGGCUACAGGGCAAUGAGAAAGGGGACCAGUGUGACAGAGGCGGCUGGUGGAUGGGAGACGCCCAUUCCUGGGAGUUACCACAUCCGGGACUUCAUUGAGGAGGCUGGCCUGAACCCGGUCUGUAGGAUGUAUGGCUUUAAGGGUACGGGGAGAGACGCCCAGAUUCAGAUGCAUAAGGGGGACCUGCUGCUACUGGGAGCCUGACUCCACCCAGGAGGCCCUCCAACGCCAGGCCUCCUACUCCUUUAAGAACUGCCCCUGGCCAAACAACUACACCCUGGGCAUCCGUGACAAGGUGGGGAGAGGAUGUCAAGAGGAGGGUGACAAAGGGAGGGGUCGUGGGGGGAGAGGAGAUAGGGAGGUGAGGAGAAGGGGGUGUUAUCAGCAGUAAUUGAUCUUCUAAUAACACCGUUUUAUUUGACAUUAUAACCUGAGAGUUUAUAUUGUCCAUCUUUGUCCAAGGAAUUGACCUUUCACCAUGCCACUACAAUGUGACCGAGAAACCAGUUCCAAAGAUACGCUGCAACUAAACACUUGCGUAAUCUAUCAUUAUAAUUUUUACACUGUUAAAUCUGAAUCACUGCAAGCAGACUGCCUCUGAUUCAUCUCCUUGAUAUUUGAAUCAUCCCUUGAUAUAUUUUUCCUGUGAGCUUUCAUCUCUUCAAAACAUGUACAAACAACAACCUGACCUCUCCAUUCCAGCACCACACAACAGGUCUGGCCCACUGAGGUAUAAUAAGAACUAGAGACUGCCUCCAAGAUGGCCGACCUUUGUUUUAAACAUAAUCUACUCACGUUCGCAUACGCCAUUUCGUGGUUGCUGCCGUCUUUCUUGCUGGGAUUACUACACCUGCGCAUUAACGCUCAGUGUACACUGGACAGACAAAACUAUUGUGUGAACUCUGUCAGAGCACCUGGACAGCUAAACAAGCCAACUGUCACUUCCCCUAGCUAGCUGGUGUCAUGAACUCAGAGCAUGAAUAUAAAAUGUUAAUAUCUUCGGCUGUGAGUGAUGGAUUUUUUUUGGGCUUUGGCGACAAUAAUUUUGGAUGUUUUGUGUACAAAGGUGAUGAAUAAAGUGUCUUAUUAGGAAUG
Coregonus clupeaformis (lake whitefish) is the source of this 2278-nucleotide messenger RNA. Its product is annotated as protein STPG4-like. Lineage: Eukaryota; Metazoa; Chordata; Actinopteri; Salmoniformes; Salmonidae. The coding region runs from base 1157 to 1387 and encodes 76 amino acids. The transcript is spliced from 3 exons. The record is from RefSeq and is a predicted model, not a curated record.